GAUGUCGUAUCAUAACUCAACGAACGUGUCAAGUGUGAUUUCGAAGUUCACGAAGUUGCGUAGAAAAAGUCAGCCAUGUCUGCUCAGACGUUUAUGAUCUGCUUGGUAAUAGCAGCUAUCGCUGUGAUAACCAGCGAAGUUAGUUCGACGCCGGCUUUGAAUCCCUACGCCAGCAAUAGUUCGAACAAGUCUCAUAACUUGAUCGUCGGAUACAGGAUGCCCGGCGACAGGCUUGUUCGGCGGGAUUCUAUCCAGCACAAACCAUCAUCUUGGAUGCAGGUUACGGUCAAACAGAAAACCUUCAACGUUUCGAAAUGGGAACGAAUUACUCUGGUCAAAGCUCUCGAUCAGAACACCGACGGCAACGGUGGGUACGUUAACCUGACCCAGGGUGGUCCAGGAUACAAUAACGUCACGCUCAAAUUCAGGACCCAGAGGGGAGGCGGAAUCAACUUCAUCGUCGAAGUGUACGCACGCUCUUAAAGCACUGUGAUUGGUGUCACUUCUGAUCAUCAGCAAUUUUCUGUUUACAGUUUGUCGAACGUAUUUAAUGAAAUCAAUAUUAUUUAUUUCUCUCUGUGAUAUAUGUAACAUUGGUUGAUACAUUUUUGUAAAUUAUAAUUUAUGGUUCAAUGUAUAAGAGAAUAGAACUACCUGUUAUGACAUUCA
Molecule: messenger RNA, 669 nt
Organism: Nomia melanderi (Alkali bee)
Lineage: Eukaryota; Metazoa; Arthropoda; Insecta; Hymenoptera; Halictidae
Source: RefSeq, a predicted model, not a curated record